Molecule: messenger RNA, 2046 nt
Organism: Penicillium digitatum Pd1
Lineage: Eukaryota; Fungi; Ascomycota; Eurotiomycetes; Eurotiales; Aspergillaceae
Biological process (GO): phosphatidylethanolamine biosynthetic process; phosphatidylcholine biosynthetic process
Cellular component (GO): cytoplasm
Molecular function (GO): ethanolamine kinase activity; choline kinase activity
Source: RefSeq, a predicted model, not a curated record
AUGCCUUCUCUAGAAGAUCACUCGGGGUUCAAGCAUCGCGAGGACCAAGAGCAAUCUACCAGGCCCGAGGAAGAUCCCCAGCAGGGUCUAUUCCACCAAGUAUACGAAUGGCUUCACCAUGAGAAAACCAGACGACAGAAUCGUAAAGCACGGAAAGCUGAAGCAACCCCCCAUGCAACACACGAAAACGAGUCAGCCGAAGAAGUUGGUGUUUUAAAAAGACUCAGCUCGGACACCUCGAACACCUCCGAGAGCACCUUUUCCCUGGAGAAACUGGAAAAAAUCCUCCUCCAACAUGCGACUGUCCGACCUAGAAGUGCAAUGGGGUUGCACCACAAACAACCUGUCAAACGGCAGUCUCGACACCGUCUUAGAGGUCUACGAAGAGGAUCGGCAUCCGAUUCUGAACUCACAGAUGUCGACGGCGCCCCGCCAAGCGUGGAAGCUUUCCUUGAUAAUACAAAGACGCUUGCCUACACCGGUGGCGCGGCAGUAGAAGAAAUCGCCGACUCCAGUGCGAGUGUGAAACAAGCAAAGGAUGCAGAGGCUUGGAUCAUUUUCAAGUCCGAGAUCGUGCGUCUUGUGCACACUCUGCAACUGAAGGGCUGGCGUAGGGUUCCCGCGGAUUUGGCAGCAGAGAUUGAAGUGGUCAGACUCAGCGGUGCUCUCACGAACGCCGUAUAUGUCGUUGAACCACCGAAGAAUCUGCCACCUCCGAAGACCGAUGGUAACAAUUUGGUGUCAAGGAAGCCUCCACCGAAGCUUCUCUUGCGUAUCUACGGUCCGCAAGUCGGUCAUCUAAUCGACCGAGAGAAUGAGCUGCAAAUUCUGCGUCGCCUCGGAAAGAAGAAUAUCGGUCCACGCAUUCUCGGAACUUUCCGCAAUGGCCGAUUCGAAGAGUACUUUGAGGCUCGCCCACUCACCCCCAGAGAGCUGCGAAUGCCCGAAACGGCGAGGCAGGUGGCCAAGCGGAUGCGAGAAUUGCAUGAUGGCGUUGAACUUCUUGAAGAAGAACGCGAAGGUGGACCUAUGAUCUUCAAGAACUGGGAUAAAUGGGUGGAACGUUGCGAGCAAGUGACGACCUGGCUGGAUAAUGAACUCCAAUCCCCUCAAAACGAUGCCAAAGCUGCAUUGGAACCAUGGCGUCGCCGCGGCUAUGUCUGCGGUGUAACAUGGGACGUGUUCCGCAAAGCCGUGGAUAACUACCGACGUUGGCUGAUUGCCAGCUCUGGUGGAACUGCCGAGAUCAAGCGACAAUUAGUCUUUGCACACAAUGAUACUCAAUAUGGCAAUCUACUUCGCAUGGAGCCGGCCACCGAGUCACCACUGCUUUUACCUGCAAAUGAACACAAACAGCUGGUUGUCAUCGACUUUGAGUAUUCUUCGGCCAAUACACGUGGACUCGAGUUCGCCAACCACUUUACUGAGUGGUGCUACAACUACCACGACGAAGAGCGCUCAUGGGCUUGCAACAACCGCAACUACCCGACAUCGGAGCAGCAGUACAACUUCGUGGCAACCUAUCUUACCCACCAACCUGCCAGCGCCGGUGGACCAAUUUCACCUCUAGCCUCGCCGACCAUUCGCGCUCGUGCUCCUGUUGCAGUGGCGCCACUGGACUUGGACGAUGUGUCAGACAGACCCAGCUCUCGGCUUUCGCAAACUGAGCAGUUCAAGGAGGCUGAGCUUGAUGCAGAGGUGCGAUUGCUCAUGCACCAGACCCGGAUGUGGCGGGCUAUGAACUCUGCGCAGUGGGUAGCUUGGGGUAUCGUCCAGGCCAAGGUGCCUGGCAUGGAAGAAGGUAUUGCCGAGAUGCUUGCUGCUCGCAACGGGCCAAGCAAAGACGACAAUGCCGGCGACACGAAGUCACCGCCUGUGGAUGCGGAUAUUGAUGAAGAAGACGACGGGGACUUUGACUACCUGGCUUACGCACAGGACCGAGUCAUGUUCUUCUGGGGUGAUUUGCUGUCACUGAAUUUGAUCAAACCAGAGGACUUGCCUGCGCCUCUCUUGGAACAUAUCAAGUCGCGGCUUGUCGCCUAUUGA